Messenger RNA from Heterocephalus glaber (naked mole-rat), 2196 nucleotides. RefSeq names its product nuclear assembly factor 1 ribonucleoprotein (gene Naf1). Gene Ontology annotation, biological process: ribosome biogenesis; box H/ACA snoRNP assembly; pseudouridine synthesis. Gene Ontology annotation, cellular component: sno(s)RNA-containing ribonucleoprotein complex. Gene Ontology annotation, molecular function: RNA binding. The record is from RefSeq and is a predicted model, not a curated record. NCBI's taxonomy places the organism in Eukaryota, Metazoa, Chordata, Mammalia, Rodentia, Bathyergidae.
CACACGCUCUCCCGGAAGUGCCGCUGGCCGAGCGGCGCCGGGGGCGUGUCUCGAGACCUGCCCGCGUGUUGUUACCUGUAAACGCGGGAGGUUUGGCUCCGAAGCUGUCGCACUCGCUGUGGAGGCGUUUUAUCUUCUCUGGCAAGAGCUGUGAGCUUAUCCUACCCGCAGGCCCAGAAACGUGAGGCAGUUUCGGCCGUUGGUGCGGUGCGAUGGAGGUGGUGGAGGCCGCCGCCGCUCAGCUGGAAACCCUGAAAUUCAGUGGCACCGGCUUGGGGGUUGGGGAAGGUCCGACGGUGCCUGCCCCCGACUCCGCACCUACGCCAGGGCUGCGGUCGUGUGAAGGAUGCCCAGAGAGUGAGCCGGCUGUGGAGGCUCAGCCUCCCAGGGAGCAGCCGCCGCAGCCCGCCCUGAGCGCCGAGGCGGGCGAGAGCCCCGCGCCGCUGCCAGAAGUGGCGCCCCGAGGGGACUGCGUCACUGGCCUGGGUGCCGCGCUGCCGGCGGAGACCCUGAGCUGCCCGGAGACCUCCGACUCCGACAGUGAAACAGAUUCAGAUAGUUCAAGCUCCUCUUCUUCCUCAUCAUCUUCCUCCUCCUCAUCUUCUUCCUCUUGUGUAUCACUUCCUCCCGUGCUGUCUGAUGGAGAAGAAGAUUUACAAGUUGAGAAGGAAAGCAAGAGUUUUCCUCUUAAAACAAAAGAUGAGUUACUUCUUAAUGAACUACCUUCUGUUGAAGAACUCACUGUUAUUUUGCCUGAAGAUAUUGAAUUGAAGCCUCUUGGAAUGGUUUCAAGUAUUAUUGAACAAUUAGUAAUAAUUGAAUCUGUGAGUAACCUACCUCCAGUUAAUGAGGAGACUGUAAUUUUCAGAAGUGAUCGACAAGCAGCAGGAAAGAUAUUUGAGAUAUUUGGACCUGUUGCACAUCCAUUUUAUGUGUUGCGGUUUAAUUCUUCAGACCACAUUGAAAGUAAAAGUAUUAAGAUAAAGGAGACUAUGUAUUUUGCUCCAUCAAUGAAAGAUUUUACCCAGUAUGUUUUCACAGAAAAACUUAAACAGGAUAGGGGAUCAGACGCAUCAUGGAAGAAUGAUCAGGAACCGCCACCGGAUGCAUUGGAUUUCAGUGAUGAUGAAAAAGAAAAAGAAGCCAAACAGAGGAAAAAAUCUCAGAUUCAAGGUCGGAAAAAACUAAAAUCCGAGUUUAAUGAACCAGGUGAAGAUUUUGCUGAAGUACAUCAGAAUUGGAAUGCUUAUAGCCCUUCUUCAGAGCAUGCAAAAGGUUAUCACAGCAGAGAGUUCGCACGUGGAUUUUCCAGAGCCAGAUACCCUCGACCUGGCCGCAGCAGGCCUCCACCUCAGCAGUUUUAUAACUCAGAACAUAUGGUAUCUCAGGAGGCUGCUGGAUUUCCACCGCAGAGACAAGAGAGUCCUCUGAUGCCGCAGUACCCAUUUCCUCCUCCGAUGUUUGACAUGCACAACUUUGCACUCCCACCACCACCGCCUCCACCACCGCCACUGCCCCCAUCUGUCAGCAUGGGGUGGGCUGCACCCAACAUGGCCCCUCAUCCAGUGCUUAACCUGCCCUACUCCCUGCCCCCGCCUCCUCCUCCUCCUCCACUGCCUCCCCCACCCUCUCCCGCAGAUAGUAGUGCUUCUCAUUUUGGACCUUACUAUUAGGGGCAUGCAUCAUUCCCAGACAAAUGUGGACUUUUCAUAGUAUAUAUGUUAAGGUUCUUGUGUUUUUAAGGAAAAGAAAGUAAUUAUGGGGCUAGAUUUUUACAAACACUGUAAAAUACUAAGUGAUUCAGUUGUAAGUUGAUAUAUAUUUGUAACUUUUGUGAAAUUGUAUUCAUAUGGAAAUUUUAGCUCAAGUUCUUGGGAGUAAAUCCAAUUAUGUAAUACAGUUUUUAAUUAAAACUUUGAAUCAUGCUUUCCUGUACUCCCACCCAUGAAACAGUAUAUAUAGGAAUGGAUAUGGAGCACGUUCCAUCAUCAUUAAAAUACAUUGAACACUGAUUGCCUUUUCUGGUAAAAUCUGCAAAUGAGAUGUUGAAGUCCUAUUCAGAGUCCUUAAAAUAAACUAUUUUUAUAAUAUACUUUCAGAAUUUAUUUUGAUUAUAAGUGCAAUUUACUAGUAAUUAAACCUCUUUUUUAAGCAAGUAAAAAGUAUAGAGGAGAAAAAACAUAUAUUGUUAGAAUC